Molecule: messenger RNA, 519 nt
Organism: Strongylus vulgaris
Lineage: Eukaryota; Metazoa; Nematoda; Chromadorea; Rhabditida; Strongylidae
Source: the annotation of a GenBank genome assembly
AUGGACUUCGAUGUACGUACAAUGGAUAUAAAACAUUUGGAUGAGGAAGAAGUACAUAUGCGGGCGGAUCUUUAUCAAGGAUCUUUUCCUAUUACCACGGAAGAAAAUCUAAAAGCAAUUCCAGAGGAAUUCGAUGCACGAAAUCAGUGGGGAAAUUGUUGGUCCUUAAAGGAAGUUCGUGAUCAGUCAAAUUGCGGAUCGUGCUGGGCAGUUUCUACGGCAUCAGCCGCAUCUGACAGGUUGUGCAUCGCCAAGGGAUGGUACAAUGAGCCAGACGACCCUAUUAGAAGAAGUUACCAGACAUAUCUUUCCGACGCUGAUAUCAUGACAUGCUGUAAAGAAUGUAUGAGAAAAAAUGGAAAUAAAGAAGAAGAUGGGUAUGUGUAUAACCAAUUCAUGUGUAUAACCCUUGCAAAGCUUAUACCUUCCUUAGAUGCAAUGGAGGAUCCAUGUAUCAAGCCUGGUUGUACUUGGUACAAAAAGGAACGUGCUCUGGAGGACCUUAUGAGGACAAAGUAA